CAUUUUCUAGAAAACAUUAUUUACCAGAAAUGCAAAUCGGAAAUUUGUGGUUAUCUGAGUUGUACUUAUCUAAAUUAUCUGUACAGAUUCAUACAUAUCAUAUGGAAACGUUCAUAAAUCUAUUGCGCAGCUUUAUUGAUCGCAUCCUAAGCAGCUGUAAACACUAAACACCAAUUCUACAACUGACAGUGAGACUAAAAUUCUCCCAGGAAAAACACGCAAAUACGAUAAGAACGCGUCCAUCAAAUUAUGGUGACGCACUCUUACGAUUCGUUAAUAAGUUAUGUGCAAUGUAGUGAGCUAUCGCUAUUGCGUCUCACUAACAAUAUUCGAUUGUGUAUUUGCACUUUAUAUUUACUUUACAUUAAUUAUACUUACCAUCUGAAAUGAAAUAUACGAAAGCGCAAUUCAUAUCUUGACAACGUAAAAACUUCUGUCUCUAUUUAAAAAUCAUUAAAUAAAUGAAUAUUUAUAUAACAAACAAGUUGAUUAAGAAAAAAAAAAAAAUAUUCGAUCGAAAACGCCGUAUCGUUACUUUUGAUAUUGUUUUUGGCGAUCUAUAUCAAUUAGAAGCUACGAAUACAUUUGACUCAAAUAUAUUGUUAUUGUAAUAAUUAUAUUUUUGACGUUCAUUAAAAAAAAUCUAUUUACAAUUUUAUUUUAUUUCUCAUUUUAUAACAGAUUUCAUCCCUUGAUAGUUGAUUCGUUUGUGAAUGUGAUGUGUACUUUUUAAUAGAAGAAGGAUUUCAAUUAACUAAGUGAAUACAAACAUGCGUUUCGUAACAUCUUUAACUCAUUGCACACUCUGAACUUUAUUAAUUCACUGCAAAUCACUCUACUAGUCGCUUGCUUCUUUUUUCAUCUAUUUAAACUCAACAAUCUCAAAAUUUUUAUAUUUUUACCACAUUUCUUUAUAAGAACAAGAUUAUACAGAUAAGUUUCUGAACUCUCAAAUCUCAAUUCAAUAAAUACUCUUAAAAAAUUCAUUGACAUUAAUUUUUUGAUUUUUAUUAAAAAUUAAAAAAACCGGCUAAUUUUGUCCACGUUUUGAACACAAAAAAUCUGGAAUAAUAUAAAAAAACUUUUCUUUAUCAAUUUUUGUUGAAUGGUAGAAAAAAGUCUGAACCAAGUGAAACAAAAUAUUUACAUCAUAAAGGAACAACAAUUGUGACACAACCGAAUAAGAAGUGAACAGAGUGAAUUAAAUAAUCGAAAACAAAAUUAAAUAAAAAAAUUUGGAAAAAAAAAGAGUCGUUCGUUAUUAGGAUACUCAUAAUUCCUGCAACAGAUGUAAUGGACAAAAUUGAAGAAGUUGAUCAAGCAUGGAAUGAAAUGCUGGGUCGCGAGACUGAAUCACUUCUUGGCAGAGUUGUGAGUCUUGAAAGACAAUCUUUGGCACAAAAGGAUGAAAUUGUAUGUCUUCGUACAACUUUAGCUAAUGCGUUACGACGAAUUUCACAGUUAGAAGGCAAAGAUAAAAGAGACCACGAUAAAAAUGAAAGAAAAAAUGACCAGCUCAACAAUGCAUCCUCAAUGAUCAAUGGCCAUGUUUCUAAUAAAAAUGUGCAAAACCCAAAAAAAAGUGAUGUACGAUUAAGACAAACAGAUGCUUUAUGCUUGAGAAAUUCACUUAAAUCUGGAUCAGAUGUCCGUGAUGCUACACCAAGUCCUAGAAGACCAGUUAGUUCUGGUGCUCCAUCUCAAUUGCCCCAGAGACGAUCUGUUCACUAUCAGUCAACUGGAUCAUUGCAUUCAGAAAGUCCAAGUAGCAGCAGUGUAUCACCAGUCUCAUCACCAAGCCCCAGAGUGACUCCACUUCCAGUAACAAAAUCUCCAGCAGUACGGCCAAAUGGACCUCCUCCAAGUAGCUUGAAACGAGCCAAAAGAUGGUCAUCAACUGGUGACUUUAUCCACUCACCUCAAUCUCCAAGCAAUGCUUCCCUAUCAGGUGCAUCAAGAUUGUCAGCAUCAACCAAAUCACUGUUCAACCUAUUCAAGCCAUCAGCUACAAGCAACGUCAAGCAUGGCACAAGGGACAUGCAGUUCAAUGAGAUUGAAGGGACUGCGAGGAUGUAUUUACGAGGUCGUCCCAUCGUUUUUUAUGCACCAACACCUCUUAUUGAGUCUUACGAUCUGCACAAAGUUAUUAUACCGCCGCAAAGUAAACUAAAGCUUGAUUGGGUAUAUGGCUACAGAGGACGAGAUUGCAGGAGUAAUCUCCAUUUUUUGCCUACUGGCGAAAUUGUUUAUUUUGUUGCUGCUGUUGUAGUUCUCUAUAACAUGGAAGAACACAGUCAGAGGCACUAUUUAGGACACACUGAUGACAUCAAAUGCAUAGCUAUUCACCCAAACAAAAUGAUCGUAGCAACUGGUCAAGUAGCUGGAACAAACAAAAAAGAUGCCUUGCCACAUAUCCGUAUAUGGAAUGCAGUAAGUCUUGCAACUUUGAGUGUUAUUGGAAGUGGUGAAUUCGAUGGAUCAAUUUGUUGUCUGUCAUUUUCCAAAGCAGAUAAUGGUAAUUUUCUUUGUGCAAUCGAUGAAACAUCUGAUCAUAACAUAUCAAUUUGGGACUGGCAAAAAGGAGAACGCGGAGUAAAAGUAACUGAGACAAAGUGCUCUGUCGACACAGUAGUUUGUGCUGAAUGGCAUCCACUAGAACGCAACCAAAUCGUUUCUUGCGGUAAAGGACAUGUUUCAUUUUGGUCACUCGAUGGUGGUAAUAUGCUUUAUAAGCGAAUGGGAGUUUUCGAAAGUAGAGAAAAACCAAGAUACGUUACAUGUGUUGCAUUUAAUCAAAACGGUGAUAUACUUACUGGUGACAGUAACGGAAAUAUCAUCGUAUGGGCUCGAGGUACAAAUACAGUUGCUAGACUUGUUAGAAAUAUUCAUGAAGGAUCAAUUUUUUCAAUAUGUGUGUUGAAGAAUGGAAACAUCAUUACUGGUGGUGGAAAAGAUGGAAAAAUUUUGUAUUUUGAUGAGUCACUCAAUUUAGCUGGCGAAGGGGUUCAAAUAGAAGAUCAUUUUGGGGGUAUACGAACGGUAUCAGAAAGUCGAGGAUCACAAUUGUUAAUUGGAACAACGAGAAAUUGCAUUCUUGUUGGUGAUUUUGAAAUUGGAUUUUCUCCAGCAAUGCUGGGUCAUAUAGAAGAAGUAUGGGGACUUGCUGAGCAUCCGAUUUUGUUACAAUUUGCGACUGCUGGACAUGACCGACUCCUUCAAAUGUGGGACAGCCCUAGUCAUUCUGUUGUGUGGAGCAAAGACAUUGGGGAACAAGCUCAAAGUAUUUGUUUUUCACCUGAUGGAGAAGUUAUUGUUGUUGGCUGUGUUUCUGGAAAGUGGUUGGUUAUUGACAGUGAAUCACGAGAAAUUUAUGCACAUCAUGCUGAUGGUGCAGAGCCUAUUCAGACUUGUCGAUUUUCUCCGGAUGGUACUCUUCUUGCAAUUGGAUCGAGGGAUAAUCAUAUUUACAUUUAUCAAGUUAGUGAAGAUGCUAAAAAAUAUAGCCGUGUUGGCAGAUGCAUGGGGCAUUCAAGUUUUAUUACACACCUUGAUUGGUCUUCUGAUGGACAAUAUCUGCGAACUAACAGUGGGGACUAUGAGCUACUUUAUUGGAAUCCUGGUGUUUGUAGACAAAUUCCACAAUCUUCGAGUUUACGAGAUGUGGAUUGGGCAACACAUACUUGUAGUAUAUCAUUCGAAACAAUCGGCAUAUGGCCAGAAGGAGCUGAUGGUACUGAUGUGAAUAUCUGUGCUCGCAGUGGUGAUGGAAAACUUCUGGCAACAGGUGAUGACUUUGGUAAAGUCAAACUUUUUUCAUACCCAGCAUGUCAACCAAAGACUCUCGCACAUGUUUAUGGUGGCCAUUCGAGCCAUGUAACAAAUGUAACUUUUCUCCAAGAUGAUGCGCGCUUAAUUACAACAGGAGGAGCUGAUACAAGUGUUUUACAAUGGAUCAUAAACUAAAAUCCAAAUGUAUUAAAUAAUUGAUCAUAAAGACCUGGAUGUCAGUCACAGUAGAUCGAAAAUAAAAAAAAAAAAACAGUAAAGCAAAUUUAACUACGAUACCGUCCGGGCAAAUGUUCCACAAUAUAUAUGUCAAUUCUUAAAAUUUUUUUUUUCUAAAUCUUGAUAAAUCAUUCACUGAUUAUGCUGCAUUCAUAGGUUUGCAGAUGCGAUUGAAGUGCAUAUAAUUGAUAUAAAAAGAGCUAUUUUUUACUUUUUCAAAAAUUAAAAACGAUAUUUUUUUAGAAAUAUGCAUAAAUUAAUAAAUAAAUUACAAAAGCUGUUAAUAAUCGUCUAUUUGAACCCAUGUAUUACAGAAGUUUUUAUAUUAGUAUUCUUCUUUAUCAUGGUUUUGCAGUAUGUUAAUCACCUGACGCUUGAUUUUAAUAGU
Molecule: messenger RNA, 4393 nt
Organism: Aphidius gifuensis
Lineage: Eukaryota; Metazoa; Arthropoda; Insecta; Hymenoptera; Braconidae
Product: echinoderm microtubule-associated protein-like 2
Exons: 16
Coding region: 1294-3963 (889 amino acids)
Biological process (GO): microtubule cytoskeleton organization
Cellular component (GO): mitotic spindle
Molecular function (GO): microtubule binding
Source: RefSeq, a predicted model, not a curated record